This is a messenger RNA of Fusarium keratoplasticum, 1788 nucleotides long. RefSeq lists its product as uncharacterized. NCBI's taxonomy places the organism in Eukaryota, Fungi, Ascomycota, Sordariomycetes, Hypocreales, Nectriaceae. Bases 1 to 1788 code for a protein of 595 amino acids. The transcript has a single exon. The record is from RefSeq and is a predicted model, not a curated record.
AUGACGCGACGGCGCGAGCUCCGGCCCGAGGACUCGUGGCGCGUCGUCGAGGGCGAAAACGACAGCUUCGACACGAGCAUCCUCCCGUCGCUGGCUGACUCUUCGUCUCCGCCUAUUUCCUCAGGUGGCAUACCCUCACAGCCGUUUUCGCAAGGAGAUAUCAGCUUCGGCUCGCAGGACAGCAUCCGCGACUUUGGCGUCGACGAGCGCGACAUUCUGAGAGAGCCGUUUCGUCCGAGUUUGUCUCGGGCCAGCGUGAGCGCAACCGGUGAUCCCGUAAUCAGAUCGCCCGAUCCCGAGUUUCAUAUGCCGCAGAUAGAUGUGGCAACCGACGCAACAGGAAGCGUCAGGAGCGAGAGAACGGUCAGGGGAUUGGGUAUAGGAUAUGCGGGCGAUCAAGGCGUGAGAAGACGGGGAAACCCCCUAACAGGAAGCCCAUCCAAGCACAGGAAUAUCCGAGAAAGACACAGAGCUGCCGAAGAAGAGUAUUACCGUUAUCGCCGUCAACAUCGGGGAACGCCUCCAGCCGUCGGGAGCCAGAUCGCGGGAUCCAUACCUCCGGCGCUGUAUAAUGUACUCCGCUGGUUCACGGGAAUCUUCGCCCUCGCCUUCCGAUAUGCCCAACGACCGCUCGCGCUUCUCCUCGCCAUCUACCUCUGCUUCGGCGGCCUUAUUAUCGCACAGAACAUGGCAACACGCUCCAUCGCGGCGUCACUCUCCCCACUGUGCCGGAUCCCCGGUCUCUCCAUGUUCGGGCUUCCGUUCUGUCCUUCCCUGGACACCAUCGUGACGCCCGAAACUGGAGCGUCGCACGUCGAGUUUGACCAACUCAUGGACGUGCAGUCCAAGUUUGAGCAGGUGCUGGAGAAGAGUGCCGACGGCGUGUCGCUCCCCUUUGAGAUGAAGCGCUCCGAAAUGGCCAUAAGAGACCUGCGCACUCUUAUUCGGCACAGCGAUGUUUCGAGACGUGAAGAGCUUGUCCUUGAGUUCGACGGUUAUAUCGACACAGCUCGUCAGUCGGCCACGGACCUGCAAAAGUUCAACACGCACGUUGGUUCAUCCGUCGACGCAAUCAUCAGUAUCAACCGUUGGACGUCUCGCUAUAUCGACACUCUGGCUCCAUCAGAGGAGUCUUCGAGCUCCCUCUCGUCCACUUCCCCCUUUGUCAGCUGGGCCUCGUGGCUCUUCCACCCUUUCCAACCCACCAGCGACCACAUGUUCAACGAGCGCAUGCUCCUUGACAAAUAUAUCGAGCACACAGCUCAAGUCUCGAACCGAAUCGCGGCGUUGAUCCUCGAAGCCCAGGCCGUCCUCCGCCUCUUCACACAGGCAGAAGACUACCUAAAUAGAAUUUACGAGAUUACAACCCUCUCGUCGAUCGACGCCGAAGAGCAGCGCGACUCCCUCCGGAGCCUCUGGAACCUCGUCGGCAUCACCACGAACGGGGCCGCCCGCGUCUCUCGCCAGAUCGCCCUCCUGCGUCAGGUCGACGACCAGCGCACAACCGCCGUCGCACAGGUGAGCGCCCUCAUCCUCGAGCUCGAGAGCAUACAGCAGGGGCUCGGCGACCUGAGGGACGCCGUCGCACAGCCCGAGCUGCUGCGUUACGGGGCCGGCGGUGUGGCGCCCCUGCCGCUCAGCGUGCACAUUGCGACCAUCGACCUCGGCGUCGAGCGCCUCGAGGAUGCCAGAAAGAGGAUCCGCGCCGCAGAGGACGACCGCGUUCGUGACGCCCUGGCCAGGGUCGGAGUGCCUGACGAACGGCUGCUUGGGGGGCAAGGAACAUGA